UUGGUAUGAGGGCGAUUUAACCACAGCGAAGGCAACAGAGAUCUGGAGAAGUACUCAGGAGCUGAGCUUUUCAUCAAAGGCAGCAGAAGGACAUUUUGGUCAGUUUAGCGGGAGAUAUAAACCGUGUCUGCAGUCGAGAAGUGUCUAACAUUUCGGGACAUUUUCACUCCGCUGUCUAACCGCGCUGCCUGGAAAACACUGUGUGUGUGUGUGUGUGUGUGUGUGAGUGAGUGAGUGAGUGAGUGAGUGAGAUGAACUCUUCAGUGGUGUUUAAUUGAUGAACAGACGGAGGCAGAAAGCAUGAAGCAUCAUGUUCACUGUCUGUUCCUCUGGGAAAACCGUGAGACCUGUCUGCACAGACCUGGACGAGUUUGACUCUAUUCGCAGUGUUUUACUCUACAGUGAGCUCGAACCUGAGUGGCUUGACGAUGUUCAGAAGAACGGUGAGCUCUUCUACCUGGAGCUGAGUGAAGGCGAAGAAGAAGCUGUACUUUCUCACAUCACUGCCACUCAGUCUGCUGCUACCAAUCAUGUACGUUUCAGUGAUAAAGAGGCGGAGAUCAUUACUGACAAACGCAGCAAAAAACGUACGGACUCCGGCGCGAAAUCACAACCGAAAUUCAAGAAGCUUGCUAAAAUCCUGGCAGGCAAACGACGGCCAUCUCACAGAAGCAAGGCUGAUGGGAAAAACGGCAGAGUUUCUCAGCCACCGACGUCCAUUUUGAAGAACCAGGCGGGGCCACGGACGGGAUUGGUGGUGCAGCAGCCAUAUUUGAAAGAUGUGUGUGUUUAUGUCAACCCUAAACGUCUGGGCUGCAUGUCUCCUUCUCCUUCAGAGAAAGGAGGCUUACUGGAGGCCUUAUUAGGAGUGAUCCUCCGAGGCGGAGAUGGUUUGGGCUGUAAUGGGGAGAAACUCAUCAUUCACGGACUGGUACCUCAUAGUCCUGCCAGCAAGUGUGCACAGAUUUUAAUUGGUGACGUCCUUGUGGCUGUUGACGACGUGGAUGUUACAUCAGAGAACAUUGAGAGGGUUCUGUCUUGUAUUUCUGGACCAACACAGGUGCAUUUGACUCUAGAGACGGGCACCGCAGGCUCUGUAAUGGACUCGGAGGUGGCGAGACCGAGACCCGCGGCCCCGGUCAGCCAGCUGGUGCGUCUCCUCUGGGGUGAGGACACCACGGAGCUGCAGAUGAGCGUAGCGCACAUCCCUCACAUCGUCAUGUACCUGUCACUCAAACUCGACUCCGAGUCGCCUCAGGAGGAGCAGGAGGUCUUGUACCAGUACCCAGUGUCUGAGGCAGCAGCACAGCUGAAGGCAGUGAGAGGAAUCUUCCUCACGCUGUGCGACAUGCUGGAGAACGUCACCGGGGGACAGAUCAUCAGCUCCUCCCUGGUGCUCAGAAAGCAAUUGGUCCAUGUGGGUUAUUGGAAGGAAGGAGAGAAUCUGCUGGUGGUGGGUCUGCCUGCUGACAGGGUGCCAUUGCUGCAUCUGCAGACUGUUAUAAGUGGCUUGGUGCGGACUCUCAGGGUCAUGUACGGCUCCCUGCACAGUGCCUUCAGUGAGGUGGAGAAUGCACCUCGCCUGGAUCAUUUCUUCUGCCUGUUCUUCCAGAGAAUCAUCCAGCCCUCUCGUCUGAGUGACAGCCCUGGCUCCGCCCCCUCCAUCAUCUCCGGGACCCUCUUCCUAGACGACUUACCUGCCAUGCGCUGGCUCACUUUACCUCCAGACGUUAAGGUCGAAGUGGACACUGUUCUGUCAGACUUUGAGUCCUCUGACUUUGGUGACAUGUCAGAAGACUUCUAUGGCAUGCGGCGUCUGUACGUCAUUUUAGGGUCCUGUCUCUUCUACAAGGGUUAUCUGAUAGCAAACCACCUGCCUAAAGAGGACCUUCUGGACGUGUGUCUGUACUGCCAGCACUACUGUCUGCUGUGUCUGGGUGCAGAGCAGCGUGUGGGGCAGCUGGUGGUGUGGAGGGAGGUGUUCCUGCAGAGCCGCUCACACCCUGACUCACACACCUCCACCUCCACCUCCCACCCAGGCUACUGCGAGUCCCAUGGCCGCUUUUUCCUCCUCGUCGUCGGUCUGAAACAUUUUAUGCAGUGUGUGUUACUGGAAGCCGGUGGUUGUGCGUCUCUUGCUCACGGAUCUCCCGGUCCUGACUGCAUCUACGUCGACCAGGUCAAAGCUACUCUCCUGCAGCUCGAGAGUCUCGAGUGUGCCAUUGAAGAACGUCUCUCAGCUCCUCCCACUCCUUGCCUGUCCUGUGCCGAUUGGUUCCUGCCCUCCAGUGGGCGGGGCCGCCAGGACGUGAUUGGCAGCUCACCCAUCCUUAACCGGCUGACAGCAGCCAUCAAGCCACCGUCACCUGGCACGAUUGGUCGAAGCCUGUUCGGAGAGGCAGGGGCAGGGUCAGGGCUGAAGGGCAGGAAGCCGAGCCCACAGAGGAGCGUGUCGGACAGCGGGAGCGAGCUGGGUGACGUUGGGUUGAGAAUGCCCUCUGCUGGUACUCGCAGGGAUUCUCUGGGGUCUGGGGGAUCAGAUGGCAGUGGCAGCAGUGGGGGACUGUUUAAGAUUCCCAAACUUAAGCAGCCCAAUCCAUUCUAUCUGGGUUCUCUGAAGAAGAGCCUGACCGAGAGAGAGGCCGAGGAGCUGCAGAACACUCUGAAGCUCACAGCAGGUUUGGAAAAUACACUUUUUCACUAUGUUCUGAUGGAGACAGUGCAGGGCAUCUUCAUCACGCCUACACACCGAGAGAUAUCGCAGCUCAGCGGCUCCAUCCACCCUCAACUCAUCCGCAACUUCCACCACUGUUGCCUGUCCAUCCGCCACGCCUUCCAGCAAAGCCUGCCACCACGGCAAGACAGGCGAGGAACUGACAGGCCACACACGUCUCGAGGCCUUGGUCCAGUUAAAGAACAUGGCAUUUUGUUCCAGUGCAAACCCGAGAACUGGACGGACCAAAAGAAACCUGCUCCCACAAUGACCUACUGGGUUAUCGGGCGGAUGGUGCUAGAACCCAUUCCUCAGGAGUUCUACGUAUGUUUCCACGACUCGGUGCCGGAGGUACCUGUGGAGAUGGCCUUCAGGCUCUCGUUCGGCCUGGCCGUGUGAUUUUUCUUCAGGUUUCCGGGGUCACGCUGAAUAUUAAAAACCUGCAUGAUGAAAAGAGAUGCCGAGGCUGAAUGCUAGCUUACAUAAAGGGCUGAAUUAUUGGGUCCUUUAUUAUUUUAUUUUUCUGUAUUAGUAUAAUUCUGUGUUCAGGAACAGACCUGUGUGUCGUCCAGCAAAUGAGCAGGAGUCAGUCGUCUAUAAAAUCUCAACAUUUAUACCUCAGACUGUGCUGAAAUGUUUUAAAGAGAGGGAUAAAGCUAACAGGUUUCGGGACAUUAGUGCAGGAGCCUGGAGUUUCACUAUAGAGACGUGUAAAGCUGGCGUGUGUGAGAAAAGUGCUGUAGGUUUGCACACGGCAGGUUUUCUCACAUUGCAGCUAUGGAUGAUUUUACAUCAUACUGGACCAAAACACAGCCUCAUGACUUGCCAAACAGUUGCACAUGUGUCCAUGCUGCUGGUGUAGUAAAGAGCUUGAUAUUCCACUGACCAACAUCAGGGUGUUUUUAUAUAUUGUGGUAAAAUGUUUAUUUAAGAUGUAGCUAUGGAAGCUUGUUUCAGCUACGAGAAAAAUAUCACAAAUACUUCCUCUCAUAAUCUUUUUUUUCCUCGCAGCUACGAGUUAAUUUCUCACAAUUGCAAUUUAAUGCUGAAGUCAGAAUGAAUGAAUUAUUAACGAAUGAACUGAUCGUGUGAUUUCUACGAUAUUAACACAGAAUUGCGGGAUUAACAUUUUCUCAUAAAUGCCGUGAACCAGCGUCCAUAUGAAGCAGUUUGUGUUUUGUAUUCAAACUCUGCACCACAGAUGUAUAAAAUCAAUACAACCA
Molecule: messenger RNA, 3936 nt
Organism: Hemibagrus wyckioides
Lineage: Eukaryota; Metazoa; Chordata; Actinopteri; Siluriformes; Bagridae
Gene: intu
Product: inturned planar cell polarity protein
Exons: 16
Coding region: 311-3112 (933 amino acids)
Biological process (GO): vesicle-mediated transport; cilium assembly; establishment of planar polarity
Cellular component (GO): cytoplasm; cilium
Molecular function (GO): protein binding
Source: RefSeq, a predicted model, not a curated record